AAGUGAUAUUGACAGCUCCAAAAUGUGGAUAUGUGCUGGUGAAGGAUGUGAAGAGGGAAACAGAAGAGACAGACAGAAAGAAACCGCUGCAGAGACAAGGAGCGUAAGGCCUACUCCAGGGGAGGAAGACAAAGAAACCACUAAUCAGUGUGCUGUACCUUUGUCUAAAUCUGAAGUCUAACCACAAUAGAUUUGAGGAAGAAGCUGAGAUGAAGCUUUUGCAGAUGUGGAGCUUUGUCGCCUGCUUCCUUCUGGCCUAUAUUGAGGCAGCUUCCCUGUAUGGAGAGAUCUUGUCGCCAAACUAUCCUCAGGCAUAUCCCAAUGAAGCUCAGGAAUCCUGGGAGAUCAGCGUGCCUCCUGGUUAUGGCAUCCAUCUCUACUUCACCCACCUGGAUAUAGAGCCAUCUCAAAACUGCCAGUAUGACUCCGUGAAGGUUCUGUCUGGUGACCACAUUGAGGGCCAGCUCUGUGGAUGGAAGAAAAGCCGCGCUCCUGAGUCACGUAUCCUGGAGGAAUUCCGCGUCCCCUAUAAUACCUUGACCAUUACCUUUCAGUCUGACUUUUCCAAUGAAGAGCGAUUCACUGGCUUUGCUGCCUAUUAUGUUGCGGAGGAUGUGGAUGAGUGCACAGAUUUUGUGGAAGAAGCCUGCAGCCAUUACUGCAAUAACUAUAUUGGCGGUUAUUUUUGCUCUUGCCCACCUGAAUAUUUCUUGCAUGAGGAUCAGAAGACAUGUGGAGUGAACUGCUCUGGGAAUGUGUUCACUGACCUCUCCGGGGAAAUCACCAGCCCCAACUAUCCCAGCCUGUAUCCUGAGAACUCGCAUUGCGAUUACCAUGUGGCCCUGGAGCCAGGAUACCGUGUGGUCCUGACCAUGGGAAAGGACUUCGACAUAGAGCCAGCUGACUCGGAAGGAAACUGCCGUGAUGCCUUAACGUUCUCAGCAGGGGGGCAGCAAUAUGGUCCCUACUGUGGCAGCACUUUCACUGGGCCUCCAGAAAUCAAGACUACAAGCAAUAUCCUUGACAUUGUCUUCCAAACAGACCAAUCAAUGCAAGGCAGAGGCUGGAAAAUCCGCUACUUUGGGGAUUCAAUGCCCUGUCAAGAUACUGUUAUUCCAAACUCUGAUAUGGAACCUGUGCGAGAGCGUUAUGUCUUUAAGGAUUCUGUGAAGGUGACUUGUGUAGAAGGCUAUGAGAUUGUAAUGCCAAAAGGCAGCCUCACGUCCUUCCACUCUGUCUGUAAAAGCAACGGCAAGUGGAGCAACUCUAACUUCAGAUGUGUCCCUGUAGAUUGUGGUGUGCCUGAUCACCUUGAAAAUGGGAAAGUCACUUACCUAUCAGGAUUUGAGAACACUGCAUAUCAAGCCACUAUCCGCUAUACAUGUGAGGAGCCCUAUUAUACACUGAAGGGCAAAGGACUUUAUAGGUGUUCAGCCAGUGGGAGAUGGGUAGAUGAAGAAGAAAAAACAGAACUUCCAGUUUGUGUCCCAGUUUGUGGUGUUCCCUCUCGCCCCAUUGAAGGGACAGGGAAGAUUUUUGGAGGCAAGCCUGCUAAAGAAGGAAACUUCCCCUGGCAAAUCUAUUUUGAGCAUCCACGAGCUGGUGGGGCUCUUAUUUCGGACCGCUGGAUUCUUACUGCAGCUCACGUCCUGGAGGGAUACCAGAACCCAACCAUUUAUGCUGGGCAGCUCAAGGUGGGCCGAAUAGCCAUGCAGGGCGCUGUACCACUGGUUGUGCAUACCACAGUCAUUCAUCCCAAAUGGACCGAGAUGCCAAGAGGGCCCCGGACAAACUUUGACAAUGACAUUGCUCUAGUGAAGUUGAAGGAACCCUUGAAGAUGGGUCCCACCAUCUCACCCAUCUGCUUGCCUGGUGCAUCCUCAGAAUAUGUUCUUCCAGAGGGGAUCCUGGGCUACAUAUCUGGCUGGGGCAGAACAAAUAUAACUGAGGCAGCGAAAGUGCUUAGGCAAGCCCAGAUCCCUGUGGUAAGCAUGGACUCGUGCCGAAGCGUGAGGCCAGAUCCCCCUGCAGAUUCUUUGACCUAUCAUUUCACAGACAACAUGAUUUGUGGUGGGAGUAACGGGAAGGACAGCUGUGAGGGAGACAGUGGUGGGGCAUUUGCUGUCCAAUAUCCCCAUGACCAGAGACGCUACUAUGUUGCUGGCCUGGUUUCUUGGGGACCAAAAUGUGGCACCUAUGGUGUUUACACUAAGGUGUCCAAUUAUGUGGAUUGGAUCGCAGAGGUCAUGAGCCGGCCUGAAAAACCAGAAGAAUAGAUGCAUCUGUCUCUCCAGGUGCCAAUUGACUCUCCUGACAUUUUCGUCAGCCUUUUGGGCUAAUGCAAGAGAGGGAAGCUUGGAGUGAAGGUCCAUAUCAUUGCAAGUUGCUUUACAUUGCCUGCUUUUUUCUAUCUUCAUGAGAAGCCGACAGCAGUAACCGGAAGCUUUACAGCUGGAUUUGUUUUUAAAUGCUUUUCUGUCAUCUUUCUUUAUAUCUGCUUAAUUUCUUUUGGAAAUGACCCUGUGCCACCUAUUGGAUGAGGCCAAUGGGGAUAAAAAUUCUCCUCCUACACCAGCCUCACUGAAGUGAAUGGUAGUCUUCAUGCUCAAUUCUUUUCAUUGCAAUAGAGCAUGUGCGGGAGAACUUCCCUAGUGAAUUGUGCCCCAUGUUAAUUAGUAAGGGGGAUACUGGCACAGAAAACACCACCUACAUGAAAUCCAAUUUGUUUUAGAGACUUCCAAAAUCCCAGUGAUCAGAAGAUCUGGUACAUUUUGCCUUCUCAAGGCUUGGACAAGCUGUCAUUGGUACAGAAUGAUGGGACAGUGGCACUAUCCUCAAUCCUGCAACAGUAGUGUAUAACUGAACAACUGCACAUCCUUUUGAGACAGCAGUGGCCAAUAUUUCUGAUAGCGAUGUCACAAGCCAAGUACCCGUCAUCCCUGCAUAGAAUGGUUUUGCCUCCUGAGCCUUUUGACCAGAAAGUCAGACAGCAACACGCUGCUCUGAGAGGCCUCUAGGCCACAGCCCGCACUGUAUACCUUCUGUUUCUGUCCACUCAUGACACAGACCUCAGAUAUCUGGCCUCAUGUGGCAACUAUGCCACAGGUUGGCCACCUGUUUUGAAAACGUGAGAACACAUAAAACAAGGCUUUUGAAAUGGUGGCACAUAGUUGCAGGGGAAGGAGGUAAUCAUGUUUUCUUUGAAGACUACAUGAGUACUCAUGAUAAAAGUGGUACAUGCACACCCUUUACCAACCCUAAAAGCACAAAACAACAGCCCUUUAAAAACUGUUCCAAAGGGCUGCAUGGUGAGAGGUGGUUUCAUUGUCAUGGAUACCACAAGCACUCUCCAAUAGGUGGCCAUGAUCUAUAAUGAAUUUUGCAGUAAGUUUUUUUUCUGGAGGGAGGUUUUGGAUUUGGGGAGGUGCCACAGAAAGUGCCACAAGAACCUUGUUUGCCACCACUGAACCAUAACAGAAAAACACAUGUAUUGUGUGCAACAGGAAGACAAGAGCACUUUCCUGACUCUGAUAGCGAACAUAUUCUUGGAACAAACCGUCAUUGCUGCUGUUACAGAAUUUGCAUAGCUUCAUUUGCAUGUUAAAAGUGGCCCUGAUUUUACAAAGCAAGAGUAGGAAUAAGUUACAUAUUCCUUCUAACACAUACUCAGUUGAAUUAUAUUAUAUUAAAAAGAGCACCAAAUGCAGAA
This is a messenger RNA of Rhineura floridana, 3709 nucleotides long. It is a transcript of the gene C1S, whose product is annotated as complement C1s. Gene Ontology annotation, molecular function: calcium ion binding; serine-type endopeptidase activity. NCBI's taxonomy places the organism in Eukaryota, Metazoa, Chordata, Lepidosauria, Squamata, Rhineuridae. Gene Ontology annotation, biological process: complement activation; proteolysis. The record is from RefSeq and is a predicted model, not a curated record. Gene Ontology annotation, cellular component: extracellular region. The transcript has 12 exons. Bases 210 to 2276 code for a protein of 688 amino acids.